GGCGGGCGUUCGUCUUGUUCAAUUGUUAGGGUUUGCCGCCUUGAAACGCAGAGGAAGUCCUCUCUGCCACCGCAUCAGCUCCGAUGGGGAGGAGAAAGUUAAAGCCUUUCAAUGAUGCCAAUCCUACUCUUGAUCUGAAGUCUCUCAUUCAUAAAAAUUCCUUGUUCUUUGACAAGUUGAUUGAGCUUAUCCCUGCAAAGUUCUAUCUACCUCUUGAUGAGAAAGAGAGACCAUGGUUUCAAGGCCUUAGCAAGGCUGAAAAGGCUUUGGCAAAGAAGGAGUCGAGAGAGAAUAUCAAGAAAGCUCGAAGAGAUAGAUUGGACCCAGGGAAAUCUUUGACAACAACUCUUGAUUUGUUGAAGCAAAGCUUGGAGAAGGAAAAAUCACACGUAGAGAGUGAGGACGAGGAAAUAGAAGUUAAACCUAUUGUGCCUGAUCUAGAAGAUGAAAAAAGGUCAGUGACAUAUGAAGAGCUCCGGCAACGACUUCAUCGCAGAAUUGAAGAGCUCCGAGCAGGUAGAAAUACAAAUACUGGAGGUUCAGAUAAAGCAAAUAAGAAAAACGAAAAGAAUGAGAAGAAGGGUAAUCUGCAAAAGAAACGCAAGAGGGAUUCUGGACCAGAGGAGAAAACAUCAGCUAGUGAUUCAACUGGUAAGAUGGAGAAGGUCCAGAAGGAUGCUGAGGAUGCAGUGAAAAGACUCACUUUUAGUCACAUUAAACUUGGGAAUGAAGAGAAGCAAGGGAAGAAGAAGAGGAAAUUUUCAAAGGUUAAGCAGCUUGAAAAUGCAAUGACGUUAGAAGAAGCAAAGAAAGAUCCAGAGGUUGCAAACAAGCAUAUGUGGAAGGCUGCAUUGCAUAGAGCUCAAGGAGUUAAGGUUCAUGAUGAUCCAAAGCUGUUGAAGCAAAGCAUUAAGAAGGAAAAGAAGAGGCAGCAGAAGAAUACCGAGAAGUGGAAGGAGAGAGUUGAAACAACACAGAAACUGAAAGCAGAGAAACAGCAAAAGAGAUCCGAUAAUAUUGCUGAAAAGAUCAACCAAAAGAAGAUGCGUCGGAUUGCAAAGAGGGAAAAGAAGCUACUGCGACCCGGGUUUGAAGGUCGCAAGGAAGGUUUUGUCAAUGAAGACGCGGCCUAAGAAAUGGCUUUUAAUCAUAUGGAAGCACGAAGAAUGCACAAGCAGAGGAGUCUUUUAUGACUUCUCUCUUUUUCUUCAACCAACUUAACUCAAUGUUGCUCAAGAACCAAGUCUUAUGUUGGAAAAUGAUUGUUCCUGACGUUUUAUGACCAUUUGUGCUCUUCUAAAGUUAUAGGAUCUAGUAAUUCAUCACGUUCAUCAUCUGCUUAUAAUGCUCAAGAUUUGUAAGAGGAAAAUAUUGCAGAAGUUUGGAGUAUGAUCAUUAGACAUACAGAUUUUUGUAAUCUGAUUCCAAGAUUUUCUUUGAUUUCUUUACACUUCCUAAAUGUCCAAAUGAUAGAAAAGGGUGGCAUUUUUUGGAUGAACUAAAACGGGGUAUUACUU
Messenger RNA from Rubroshorea leprosula, 1517 nucleotides. NCBI's taxonomy places the organism in Eukaryota, Viridiplantae, Streptophyta, Magnoliopsida, Malvales, Dipterocarpaceae. The record is from the annotation of a GenBank genome assembly.